Vigna umbellata (rice bean) is the source of this 1347-nucleotide messenger RNA. RefSeq names its product xylan glycosyltransferase MUCI21-like. Lineage: Eukaryota; Viridiplantae; Streptophyta; Magnoliopsida; Fabales; Fabaceae. The record is from RefSeq and is a predicted model, not a curated record. Gene Ontology annotation, molecular function: glycosyltransferase activity.
AUGGAGGAGGAAUUGAAGAGCACGAGAUUGUCAAUGUUUGCUUUGUGUUUUGGAGCAAUGGUGUUCAUCUUUUUUCUCCAGAUUAUUAUUGCCAUAGGAGAUAAAAAUAUAUGGAAUGUGAAAUUAAGGACCAAGCUAUCAAUUUCUCUAGGGGUCCUUGAUCGGAAUGUAAACGUUAGUGCUGCUGCAAUCACUUGUGACUACUCUCAUAAAGAAUAUGAUCUUUGCACAAUCAACGGCUCAACGCUUUUGGAUCCAACAUCCUCAACAAUCUUUGCUGUGAAUCCUCACACACAGAAUAAAUCCCAUGCAGUAUUGAAAUUCCGUCCUUACCCUCGUAAAAGUGACAAAGCAGCAAUGUCCUUUGUGAAAGACCUCAAUCUAAUUGUAGCCCAACCCAAGCUAUCAUGCAAUGUCACACACCAUACCCCAGCCCUCGUAUUCAGUGCGGCCGGGUACACCGGAAACCAUUACCAUGAAAUAAACGAAAUCUUCAUCCCACUCUUCAUCACCACCAAUUCACUAUACCCUAAUCAAGAUGUAACACUUGUGGUGACGGAGGGUAAGAUGUGGUGGUUUCAAAAAUACGCAGAGUUAUUAUCUGCGUUUAGUCCCGACCGUCCGAUCAUCGACGCAAACAACCUAUCAAAGGUGCAUUGUUUCCCAUCAGCCACCUUAGGGUUGAUGAAGCAUGGACCCAUGAUCAUAGACCCAAAAUUAAUGCUACCAAACCCUAAAACACUUAUAGAUUUCCGUGCAUUCCUAGGGAAAGUAUACACUAAAUCGGGUACCCCAUUUAUGUACAGAAAAGAAAACGAGAAGCCUCAUUUGACAUUGAUCAGUAGAACUGCGAGCCGAGCGAUUAUGAACGAAGAAGAUGUGAUAAAGGUGGCUGAGGAAUUAGGGUUUAUCGUGCAUGUGUUUGAGCCAUCAAGAAGUACUCCUAUGGAGAAAGUGUAUGGGGUGGUUCAUGGCAGUGAUGUGUUGUUGGGGGUGCAUGGAGCAGGGUUAACAAAUUUUUUGUUCAUGAGGGAAGGGUCAGUGUUGGUUCAAGUGGUGCCAAUUGGACUUGAAUGGGUUUCGAGAACUUACUAUGAGAAACCACCAAAGUAUUUGGGGGUGGAAUACUUGGAGUACAAGAUUGAGGUGAAUGAGAGUAGCUUGUUCGAGAAAUAUGGUGCUGAUAGCUUGGUGGUCAAGAACCCAGGUGCUUUUCAAGCCAAAUGGCCUCAGAAAAGGCUACAUUGGACUCAUCAAAAUGUUACCAUUGAUAUACCUAGAUUUAGAAACUGUUUGAUAAAAGCUCAUGAGAAGGCCAAAAUAUUCAUCACAAAGUUAAUUAGUUAG